AUGGCCUUCAUUUCGGAGGCCCUGGCGCGUACGGCGUCUGAGUACGCCAUAUAUGUACUUCCGUCUCUUCUUUUGCUUUAUCUGCUUCAACAGUAUUUCCACAAUGGUCUUAAUCACUAUCCAGGGCCGUUUCUGGCCAAGUUUUCAGAUCUUUGGCGAUUCCUUGAUGUGCGGGGUCGACAUCCUGAAGUGACGCACAUAGCCUUACAUCGAAAGUAUGGCGAUGUUGUCCGGCUGGGGCCCAACACUUUGUCUUUCGCAAGCCCAAGUGCGAUCAAGGUGAUUUACGGACUGAACAAGGGAUUCACCAAGUCUGGGUUCUACCCAGUCCAGAUGACCGUCUCCAAGGGCGAACCGUUGCCCUCACUUUUCUCUACGCUGGACGAGUCUUUCCAUGCGAACCUCCGCCGUUCCGUCAAUAACGCCUUUUCCAUGAGUUCUAUGGUUCAGUAUGAGCCCAUGGUCAACGAAACCACAGAACUGUUCCUGAACCAAACCGCCCAGUUGUUCGCGGAUGGGGAAAGUGUCUGUGACUUCGCUCGAUGGUUGCAAUUCUUCGCAUUCGAUGUCAUUGGUAGCAUCACAUAUAGCAAGCGGCAUGGUUUCAUUGAAAAAAACCAAGAUAUCGAUGGCAUCAUCCAGUCACUUGCACGGAUCUUCGACUACUCUGGACCUGUUGGCCAAAUGCCGUGGCUGGAUAAACUGCUGUGGAAGAACCCGAUCUUCGAUGCCCUGCAGAAAUGGGGGAUAUUGGAUAACUCCCACCCUGUCGCUGUCUUUGCGCGUCAGCGUAUGCACGAACGCAUCGCGACCAACAUGGCUACCAGAAAAGCCGACCACAAGGACGAUCUUCUUACCAUGUUCAUGAAAGCCAGCAAGGACCGGCCGGAAUUUAUGACCGAAAAACGCGUGCUCACCAUGGCGGUUUCCAUGGCCUUUGCCGGCUCGGAGACCACUGCGAUCAGUCUCGGGGCUGUUUUCUACUAUCUCCUCAAGCACCCAGAGGGUCUGAGACGCGCACGCCAAGAAAUAGAUGAUGCCGUACGAGAUGGGUCGAUUAUGAACCGCGCAACGGGUAUUGUCUCAUGGGCGGAGUCGCAGAAACUGCCUUUCCUCGACGCUUGCAUAAAGGAGGCUUUCCGUAUCCAUCCGGCUGCAGGGCUGCCCCUUGAACGGGUCGUGCCGGCUUCUGGUAUCGAAAUCGCUGGCCGGUUCAUCCCUGGUGGGACCAUCGUUGGUUGUAGUCCCUGGGUGAUUCAUCGCCGCGAAGAAAUAUUCGGUCCCGAUGUCGACGCAUUUAACCCGGAUAGAUGGCUUACCGCGCCGGAGGACAAGUUGAAGACCAUGAACGGGAUGAUGCUUCAAUUUGGAGCAGGGUCAAGAACAUGCAUCGGGAAGAAUAUUUCGCUGAUGGAGAUAUACAAGCUGGUGCCCAGCUUUUUGAGGAGAUUUAAUGCAAGUUCCUCUGCCUUUGAUGUACAACUCGCAUACCCUGACGAGGAAUGGAAGCUUUGGAAUGCAUGGUUUGCUGACGAUCGCACGGGUCCGGUGAAAACGCGGAGUCGCGCAGGAUGCUCAGCCUGCCGCGCGAGUCGGGUCCGCUGUGACACCAAGAAACCAGUCUGUACGAGGUGUCAGGAGAAGGGCCUGUCCUGCUCCACUCAGCUGGUGUUGAAAUGGGAGUCCGAAUUCGUGAGGAGAGGAGUCGCUUUUGGACGAGCAGGCGUCUGGAGUAAAUCCAAAGUUGACGGGAAAGGCGUGUCUACACCGUCGCCUUCCGGCUCGCGGUCUCCUUCGCGUGGUGAGCAUGAUUGGUGUCUUAUUCCCCCGGUUGAGUCCUGGGGCUUUAUCAAUAAUUUUGCCGGGGCUUUUGAACGCCCAUACGCAGUAGAUAUUGAGCGUAAUGAAUGCACUGCCCUUGUUCCCUGGGGUAAGGACGGGGAUGAUCUGUUCUCUGACGGUGCGUUGCAAAGUAUCAUGGGACAGCUGGCCAGACCAACAGCACCGUUACCGCUCUUUCCUCACUUAUCUGGGUCGAAUCAUGGCAAUUUGUUAGAGUACUAUGUGCGACAGGUGUGUCCGCGGACGACUGCAAGCUCAAGUUCUCCAUCUCCUUUCGCCUCGGCCGUCCUUCCGUUUUGCUUGACUGCAUCUCCGACCCUCUUCAAAGCAAUCCAGGCUUUGGGCGCUUGCUACCGGUCUCGAUUCAACCCGUCAUAUGCGGUUAUCGGGCUCCGACUCAAAUCCGAGGCCAUAAAAGGACUCCGGAACCAAUUGGCCACCACUGGGCCAUUGGGCGGCUCAUCAGAUCCGGAGACCUUGCUGGUCAUGAUGAUGCUUUGUCUUUACGAACUAGCCGAUCAUUGUGAUGAACGCUGGACAAUUCACUUGAAAGGCGCCAAGGAACUAAUCCGCCUAAGACGGCAGCAGGCGAUCCAACCUUCUCCAUCUCAAGAGCCAGUGACUGCGUUUGCGGAACAAUUUUUUGCUUUUCAUGACGUUAUGGGCCGCACUGCUUGUGGCGAGAAAGCUUUGUUCGGAGACGACUACUGGCAUUCGGAUGAUCGCAAAGUUGAUUGCUGGAUGGGGUGCAGUCCUGAGUUGGUUUCCAUUUUAUCGACGGUCACUGAGCUGAGCCACAGCAGGCGACAGCAGGUAUCUGAUACAGACCGCGCUGCAUUUUCCUUGAAAGCAGCAACCCUUGAUCACCAGCUGGAAGAGUUGGCGCAGCAAGUUGACGAUGAGGAAGAUGACCUUCGCCCAAUUGCGGAAUUGAGGCGACUGUCCGCGCUCCUGUACCUCCACUGCGCGCUGCACAAUGCUUCGCCGUCUACCACUAUCGUUGUCAGCUAUGUUCGAAGAAUCUUGAAGCUCGUCUCGGAAAUGUUGGAUGCUGGAUCCCUUGUCGGUCUAGCUUGGCCUGUAUUUGUGGCUGGGGUGGAACUCGAUCCACUCAACGAUGUCAUUUGGAAAGAUGCGGAUGGAAGUGAAGUCUACGGACGGCCGUUGGUCUUACGUGCAUUGGCAGCAAUGGCGGAAUCCAGUGUUUCCAGUGUUUCUCGCACGAGAGCUGUCAUUUCAAAGAUCUCGAAUAACAUGGCAUCGUCAACUACUUCGUCAACAGUCUCUCACAGCGUGCCGCCUAUUCCUUUCGCGAGCAGACUGAGUGAACAGUUGUCUCAGCAGACUAGACAGGGUGAAUCAGGCACCGAAACUGACUCUGCAGGAGACAAAGCCAGCUUGUUGGGCCCCCCUUUGCGUCCUUCACCAAAAUCACGAUCUCUGUCCGACGCCUCGAAGCCGUCUUCAUCCACUCCGUCCGUCGCUAGUGAAGGGCGCCCUUCCAGCAAAGAUGAUUCUUCCCUCCCAUCCGCCCCGGAAACACCACAGCGACCAUCCCUAUCAGGCCUUUCCCUAAACCUCUCAUCAAAGAUUUCUGGAACCGUAUCGUUGUCUACUCGUGCCCCUCUUUCUCCAAAGCUCGAUUCGUCCCACAUCUAUAGUUCCCCUGGGUCGGUCCUCCCACGACGCUCGCGAGGGCUCGAUUUCUCGCAAUCUUCUCCGGACUCCUCUCCGACAAUUGGCGGAAGAGGUGUUACCAUCCCUCAGCGCCGGGUGUCUCUAGGCUCUACAUCUGUUCCACCGUUCUCAACAUCCAACCCCGCUGAUCGGACCACUAUUUCGAGCUCCGUGUCCAGUGUGAAUAUGAUGGAAUCCGACACCAGUAGUAGCGAGGAAGAUGAUGAGCCCAUGAUUGGGGAUAGAGAUGACAUGAUCGUGAACACUCCGCAGGCGAGGAAGCUGGGGGCGGGGUUUAGCGCUUUUGCGGCAGGGAAUCUGCCCAGCCCCGGCAAUGAUUGGAUGGGCAACUACUCUCAGGCUGCAGCUAGCCUGAUGAGUUUCCAGAGAGCGCGUUUUCGCAAAGGACGCAGCGGGCACAGUUCGAGCAGUGCUAGUGUGAAUAGCUCUAAGCAAAGCCCCGGCCCUCUCUCUCCACCUGUCAUGAAAAGCAUCGAAAACCAGAAUGGAUACUUUGGUCACAGGGGCAGUGUAGCUUCCCGACGUGAGAGUUUGAGCUUAGGGACCCGUGAUUUGCGACUGUCCGAUGUGAGUGACGAGGGCGAGAACCGAAGUACCCGUGCUCAUAGUCCAACUGCUACGAAGUCGGACGGUGGGCCUUUGGGGGUAAUUCGGCGUGCCGUCACCCGACGAAGCAGCCUACUACCUAAAACAAAGACAUUCGCUCGAAUUCGGGCCGCCCUCAUGGAAGAGUCAGCCCCAAUUGACUGUGAGGCGAAGCGCGAAGCCGAGGUUAUUCGUCAGGUUCGCGAAAGUGAACCCGAGAUGCCGCAAACCUCACCUAUUUUGACUGCCUUCUCCUCGCCCAAUCCAUUUAUCUCUCGGGGAUUGUCCACAAGCUUGGAGGACGGAGGAAAGUCCGGUGCUAUGAUACCGGACGAACCGACGAGUUUUAGUGACCAGGCCCACCGCAACUCUGGCGGUCAUGAGUUCUGGAAUUCAUUCGACGAACGUUAUCGUACCCCUCCCCCUCCUCUCCGGCCACAUGCCUCUUCCGUGUCCGAGGAAGAUCUGGCAAUGGAACUCACGCCAUCUACCACAUUUGGAUCAAGCACUACUGAAUUUGCGAAACCUGUUGAACGGCCUGCGUCAGGCUCAUCGACUCCCUUUGCCGCCCAGCCUGGCCUAAUUUCCGAGUUUAGGAGGAAACGACGACGGGAUGAUGAUUUUGACCCCAAUCUUAUCAAAAGGCGAGCCGUGUCACCUAGUAUGAGUGUUCAGAGUAGCCCGGUUAUGCCCAAUUCCCCAGCAGUCAAGGAUACAGGGUACAAUAUCUGGGGGCCUCCUCCCAAGUCAAAUCUCGGCCCACUGUUUACUGAUCGUCUUGGUGGCGAGAGCGGGGGUCGGAAUACGUCCACCACUGGCCCUACCGGUACCUUGAAGAGAGUUGGUCUUCAGGGCAUGAAUGAAACCAAUGAUGGGUUUAUGAACAUGAGCAUCGAGUAA
Messenger RNA from Aspergillus ochraceoroseus IBT 24754, 5025 nucleotides. RefSeq lists its product as uncharacterized. NCBI's taxonomy places the organism in Eukaryota, Fungi, Ascomycota, Eurotiomycetes, Eurotiales, Aspergillaceae. Gene Ontology annotation, biological process: regulation of DNA-templated transcription. The record is from RefSeq and is a predicted model, not a curated record. Gene Ontology annotation, cellular component: site of double-strand break. Gene Ontology annotation, molecular function: DNA-binding transcription factor activity, RNA polymerase II-specific; monooxygenase activity; zinc ion binding. The transcript is spliced from 8 exons. Bases 1 to 5025 code for a protein of 1674 amino acids.